UGCGUGAUGGUCAUUUUGCACAAUAGACAGUUGACAACAGACUUCUUCGCAUUAAUCUUUAGUAUGGAUAUAUCUACGUAUCCAGGCUAUAGAGGUACUAAGUUUUUACGUAUUCCUCACGGUUCUGAAAUACACUUUACGCAAUUUUUUCAAUUAGUAUAUUACACACAUACAUAUUGCGUCUUAUACAAAUUUCAUAUUUUAUAUAUCUUACAAUAAAGUUAAUCUAUAUUUGUUAUAUAUUUUCAUUAUAAAGUCUGUGGCUUUGUUACGCCUUCUGUAGUUUUUGUUAUUUGAAUACAAAGUUUUUAUAUUACAUCUGUAACAUGUACUUUGUGUGGGCUGUUGAAUUAAAUCGAUACGGUUUGGAAUUUGUCGGUUUAUGGCCAACAAUUGACAAAGCAGCCAAACAUAGCUACAUAUCCAAUCUUCGUGCUUACAUUAGUUUCAUCAUUAUAACGUUUGUUUGUGUUAUUCCUCUCAUAUGUUCUCUUAUACGAGUUCUAAAUGAUAUAAUACUUGUGAUAGAUAACUUGCAAUUUACACUACCUAUCAUGGUGGUUUUAUUUAAAUUUAUUAUUAUGCGAUGGAAACAAACAGCUCUCUUAUCCAUCUUAAACAUGAUGGCGAAUGACUGGAUAGCAAUCAAGAUAGAUACACAGAGGGAUGUAAUGCUGAAGUGGGCACGAACUGCCCGAUUCAUCGUAAUUUGUGGUUACACAAUGAUAGGAUGUGCAGCGAUUAUAGCCAUCCUUUUUCCAUACUUUGGUGUACCAUUUAGGCGAUUGUCGAAUCUUACGGAUAGCGAUAAGCCAUUGCCGAUACAGGGAUAUUACUUCUACGACACAGAUUUGAGUCCACAAUUCGAGCUGACAUUUAUUAGUCAAGCUAUAAUGAUAAUCCUGGCAGCCGUUAUUUAUACAUCAGUAGACGCCCUCCUUGGACUAGUGAUUCUGCACACUUGUGGCCAGUUAGAGAAUUUCAAAUAUCAUUUAGCCAGUAUGGCUGCGUCUGACAAUUUUGAUAGUGCUUUACGUAAUAGCGUGAUCAUCCAUAUACGACUUAUCAGAUUUUCCAAUAAAAUCGAAGAUAUGUUCGCGCUGAUGCUGUUGGGGUUGGUAGUUUACUUUGCUAUCGUAUUUUGUCUUUACGGGUUUCUGCUACUCAGUGUGAUGACGGAUGAACAAAUAAGUGACGUACCUUUGUCACGAAUAUGCUACAUGAUAGUUACUAUUACUAUUUUCUUAGCACACACGUUUCUCUACUGCGGUGCUGGUGAGCUUAUGACAGAACACACAAAGAUUAUUCAAAUAGGUAUUUACAUUAAUAAUCAUAGCUGUCUGGAACUUAAUUAUAAAAUACCUGUUUUAUAUGUAUGUACAUGUCAGUGUGAUGCAAUAUAUGAAGCUAUAUGCGAUCUUGAUUGGUAUAAGUUGAACUCAAGGAGAGAAAGGAAUCUUAUGUUACUAAUGAUACGGGCUAGCGAACCCUUUCGCAUCACUGCAGGGAAAGUGGUGCCAUUAACAAUGACUACCUUCUGCAGCCGAUUCCUUUUCUUUGUGAUGAUAGUAUUGAACCUCUGGGUUACUAUAAAAAGCGAUUGUACAGGAUGUGUCAGCCGAAAGAAAAAUGUGAACGAGAUAUGUAAGGACAGCAAAAACUUAAUGGAUAAGGGGAGGUCUUACGUAAGAGAUGUCAAUCUGUAAUAAUAAAAUUUCGAUAAUUACAAGU
Molecule: messenger RNA, 1731 nt
Organism: Ooceraea biroi (clonal raider ant)
Lineage: Eukaryota; Metazoa; Arthropoda; Insecta; Hymenoptera; Formicidae
Product: odorant receptor 13a
Biological process (GO): sensory perception of smell; detection of chemical stimulus involved in sensory perception of smell
Cellular component (GO): plasma membrane
Molecular function (GO): odorant binding; olfactory receptor activity
Source: RefSeq, a predicted model, not a curated record